UAAUUUUUUUUUUUUUUAAAAAGAUCAAUUUUAAAACAUAUAACGUUUGAGAGGAUAGUAACUUUUCAUUAUGAAGAUGAUAAUAUUUUUAUUUUUUGUUUCAUUCAUUUCAAGUGUAUCCGGCAAUGAGGUAUCUCUCAGAUUCAAAGGAAGGAUCAUGGAGUCUUCAAUCCUUCCGGUGACAAUUCGAUGCGAAGAUUACAAAGCAGGUUAUGUUCAUAUUGGUGGAAUUACUAUUAACUACAAACCACUUAAUGCUACUCACCAACAAAAAGCCAAGUUGGACUGCAAUGAGCAAUAUGAAAAGACUUUAAAAGAGGUAAAGAAAAAAAAACAAGCUCACGAAAAAGUUCAAUCUGGUACCAUCUGUGUGCUAACUUUAUUGAAUAGCGAAGUUAAAAGCAAUGAUCUGAUCAGUAUUGUAUAUGACUGCUUUGAUACUAAACCUGCUGGAGCGCCUGCUUGGGGAGUAAAGAACAAGGAGGAAGAAGAAGAAAAUCCAAAAGAAAAAAUCGGAGAAAAUGUUGAAAACCAAAUAAAACUAAGUUGCAAUGAUGAUAAAGAAAUGAUAUUUGCAAAUAAAAUUUUAAAUUCGAAGCAGAUCUCAAAAUUAACUCCAACAAUGGUAUCAAAAAGUUGUCUAAAACAAUGGAAAGAACAAAAGGAGUUAGGAACCCUAAAGAGCCCAUUUUCAUGUUAUAUAAACAAGGAAACAGCAGAAGAUGUUACGAUUACUUAUUAUUGCAUUGCUUCUAAAUCACAACAAAUAAAGGUGAAAGGAUAUUAAAAUGAUGUCGACGACUUUUCAGCUUUUAAAGUUAUGUAAAAGAUUUAAAGAAUAAACUUGAACAAUAAAAUUUUUA
Messenger RNA from Hydra vulgaris (swiftwater hydra), 863 nucleotides. RefSeq lists its product as uncharacterized. The record is from RefSeq and is a predicted model, not a curated record. Lineage: Eukaryota; Metazoa; Cnidaria; Hydrozoa; Anthoathecata; Hydridae.